GCUGUGAAUAUAAAUAGUACUUAUGUUUGAAAUUAGAGGGCUUUAUAUGUAUUGAAUGAAUCAAUAUUUGUCACAUUAUUUACAAUCACUUAACUGAUCCAAUAGUCAUCACAAUGGAUGAGACUUACGUCAGAUUAUCCCAACUUUUUGACAAAGGAUUUGACAUUAGCCGACAUAUUAAGGACUCUUCUCUGGCCACUAAUGACCACAAAUUUCAAGAGAAAGUAUAUGAAGGCAUCAAAUCACUAGAAGAGGCCACACGACUGGUCAAUCAGUUGUCUUUGUUUAGUACUAAUGAAUCAGUUGAAGAGAUUGCCACCAAAAAUGUUAAAUACCUGUUACUGCCGGCACUUUUAGCUGAUCUGACACUUAUGACAAUCAAGUUUGACAGACACGAGAUCUUAAACACUGCUGAAACUUAUUAUAAGGAUUUCAUUCAACGUCUUAAUGACUAUCAAAUCUGUAACAUUGAGGUCAAACACAAUGACAUUGUCAGCGAUGAUAAUAAAGAUGAGAAAGCAUCGACUUCUUCAGUGAUGGCAUCACUUGAUUCAGCCGUUCGUAAUAGAAAUGCAAAGAUUAAAAGAUUUAAUGCAAAUAAAGAAAUGGAUAAUAAAUUGAAUGAAAUGAGACAAAGGAUAUCACAAACAGAUGACGAUAACGUUGACGACGAGAUUCUUAGAGAGUAUUACUUAGUUUUAAUAAAGCGUUGGAUUAAUAAAUCAUUUGAAGAACUUUAUAAUAUUGAGACCGAAAAACCAAUUGUUGAACAUUUGAAGAAAAUGAAGUCAACGGACAGUGAAGAUAAACUGAAUGCUCGCAAAGCAAAUACUAACAAAUCUGAGACUAAAUUAAAACCAAUUAUAAUAACUAGAAAUGAAUUUCAAAAGAAGGUCUAUGGCUUAGGAUAUCCGAGUAUACCUACUGUUAGUGUCGAUGACUUUAUUACCGAAAAAAUUAAAGAAGGAAGUCUUGAAAUCAAUGAUAAAAAUCCAGUAUAUAAUAAUAGUCUUCUGAAUUGGGCGGAGAAUCCGGAGAAAAAAUUGGCUGAAGACGAGACAGAAGAGGAAAGAAAAGAGAAACUGAUUGAAGUCGACGACACUAACAAUAUUAGGAGAGCCAGAGAUAUGGAUGAUUGGAAAGACGUUCACAAACGAGGAGAAGGAAAUCGGAAAAAUAUGGGUUAAACUAUGGUAUUUCUACAGUAAAUCAUAACUAUUUAAUAAAUCUAAUAUUUCAGUGAUAUUUCAUUUAUUUUUGUAAUUUAAAUUUGUUUUAAUUGAAAAUUAAUGUGAAUAAUGUGACUCAUAUCAUAUGUAAACAAAAUAUCAAUAAAGCAAUUACUUAAACAAUU
Messenger RNA from Oppia nitens, 1354 nucleotides. It is a transcript of the gene Tap42, whose product is annotated as immunoglobulin-binding protein 1-like. The record is from RefSeq and is a predicted model, not a curated record. Lineage: Eukaryota; Metazoa; Arthropoda; Arachnida; Sarcoptiformes; Oppiidae. Gene Ontology annotation, biological process: regulation of signal transduction; regulation of dephosphorylation. Gene Ontology annotation, cellular component: cytosol. Bases 114 to 1187 code for a protein of 357 amino acids. The transcript is spliced from 4 exons. Gene Ontology annotation, molecular function: protein phosphatase 2A binding.